AUGAGUGAUGAAAUAAAGGAGGUUAUACAAGAGAAGAAGGAGGUUAUAGAUGAUGGAUUAGAUAGAAAAACAUUAUUUAUUAGAUCAAUCCCUUUUGAAGCUUCUUCUGAAGAGUUAAGUGAAUUUUUUUCACAAUUCGUUCCUGUCAAACAUGCAGUUAUUGUAACUGAUGAUGAAAAGAAAUCUAGAGGGUUUGGAUUUGUUUCAUUUACUGAAGAUGAUGAUACAUUAACUGCUUUAGUUGAAUCCAGAAAAAAUAAAUUUAAAAAUAGAUUAUUAAGAGUAGAUAUUGCAAAAAGAAGAGAUCGUAAGGAAAAGUCAGGGGAUUCGGCAAAUGUUAAGAAGGAAAUAGCACCUAUAGAGAAAAGAAGGGCACGAUUAAUUAUCAGAAAUUUACCAUGGUCAUGUAAAAAACCAGAUGAAUUAAAGAAAAUUUUUAAUAAAUUUGGUGGUGUUUUUGAUGCUUAUAUUCCAAAAAAGAAAGGUGGUCAAAUGUGUGGUUUUGCUUUUGUUAUAAUGAAAAAGAAAUCAGCUGCUGAAAGAGCAAUUAAAGAAUGUCAAGGUUUAAAAAUCGAUGGUAGAGAAGUUGCUGUUGAUUUUGCUGUUGAAAAAUCAAAAUGGGAACAAUUAAAAGUAGAAGAAAGUGAGGAAGAAAGUGAGGAUGUAAGUGAAGAAGAGGAAGAAGAGGAUAAUGAUAAUGAAGAAGAACAAAAAAAUAACGAUACUGAAGAAAUAGAGGAGGAAGAUGAAGAAAAUGAAUCAGAUUCAGAUUUUGACAAUUUAAAUCAAAUAAAUUCAGAUGACGAACCAGAAUCAGAUGAUGUUAUUGAUAUAGAAAUAGAAAAACAAGAUGAACAAGAUUCUAAGCCAGUUAAGAAAAGUAAUAGACAAGAUCCAUAUUCAAUAUUUGUCAGAAAUAUACCCUAUGAUGCAGAUGAGGAAACACUAAAAGAGCACUUUGAAGCAUUUGGUCCAGUUAAAUAUGCAUUACCAGUUACUGAUAAAGAAACUGGAUUAUCGAAAGGAUCAGCAUUUGUAUCAUUUGAAACUGAAAAAGCAUAUCUUGAAUGUCUUGAAAAUGCACCAAGUACAGGAGAUUCAACAACAAUGUUAAUUUCCGAUGAUGUCAAUCCAGAAUAUGUAUAUCAAGGUAGAAUCUUAUCAAUAACUUCAGUAGUCGAUAGACAAUCAGCAAAGAACUUGCAAGAAAGAAAUUCAUUGAAACGUAAAGAAAUUUUAGGUAAAUUACCAGGUGAAAAGGAUAAAAGAAAUCUAUUUUUAUUAAAUGAAGGUAGAAUAACUGAAAAUUCAAAAUUGGCACAAUAUAUAUCAAAAACUGAUUUAGAAUUACGUGAAAAAUCAUAUAAAUUACGUGUUCAACAAUUGAAUAAAAAUCCAACAUUACAUUUAUCAUUAACUAGAUUAGCUAUUAGAAAUUUACCAAGAGCAAUGAAUGCAAAAGCAUUAAAAGCAUUAGGUAGAAAAGCAGUUGUUCAAUUUGCAACUGAAGUUAAAGAAGGUAAAAGACAACAAUUAUCAAAAGAAGAAGUUAAUAGAUCAAAUAAAUUUAAGCAUUCAAAUGAAGAAGAAAAAGAAGAAAAAGAAGAAAAAGAAGAAAAUGCUAAGAAAAGUUCAAAAAACAAAGGUGUUGUUAAACAAGCUAAAGUUAUAAUGGAAGUUAAAGGUACUAGAGAACAAGGAAGAUCAAGAGGUUACGGUUUUAUAGAAUUUAGAGAUCAUAAAGCUGCAUUAAUGGCUUUAAGAUGGUUAAAUGCGCAUGAGGUAAGUAAUGAAGAGAUAACUGAAGGUUUAAAUGAUGAUGAAAAGAAUGCUGCAAAAUUGGAACAUGCAAGUAAAAGAAGAUUAAUUGCUGAAUUUGCAAUUGAAAAUGCACAAGUUGUUAAAAGAAGGAAGGAGAAGGAAAUGAUACAUAGACAGAAAUCUUCAGAUCUUAAAAGAAAGAGGGAAAAUGGUGAAGAAGUAGAAGAAGAAGAACCAUCAAAAAAGAAAAUAAAAGGCAAAAAGGGUAAAAAAGGUAACAUGAAUAAGGGAAAUAAAAAACAAGAACAGAAGGAAGCAAAGAAACAAGAACAGAAGGAAGUAAAGAAAAGUGAUACACCAGAUGAUAUCAAAAAAAUAAUAGCUCAAAAAAGAAGGAAAAGAAAAGGUAAGAAAUAA
Molecule: messenger RNA, 2178 nt
Organism: Insectozyma verbasci
Lineage: Eukaryota; Fungi; Ascomycota; Pichiomycetes; Serinales; Debaryomycetaceae
Source: the annotation of a GenBank genome assembly